Messenger RNA from Oxyura jamaicensis (ruddy duck), 2832 nucleotides. It is a transcript of the gene ZNF76, whose product is annotated as zinc finger protein 76. NCBI's taxonomy places the organism in Eukaryota, Metazoa, Chordata, Aves, Anseriformes, Anatidae. The transcript has 15 exons. Gene Ontology annotation, molecular function: RNA polymerase II cis-regulatory region sequence-specific DNA binding; DNA-binding transcription factor activity, RNA polymerase II-specific. The coding region runs from base 251 to 2005 and encodes 584 amino acids. Gene Ontology annotation, biological process: central nervous system development; regulation of transcription by RNA polymerase II. Gene Ontology annotation, cellular component: nucleus. The record is from RefSeq and is a predicted model, not a curated record.
AAACUCCCGCGGGAGGCCGGGGUGCGGCUGCGCGUUCUGCCGCUAUGCUGGUUGCGGGGCGGGCCGCGCAGGGACCGGGCCGCGGUGCAUGGCGGGCCGGCGGCGGACUCGUGCCCGGCGGGUUGCCUCAGGCUUGUAACGAAGAAGAGGCCUCGCCGUUCCGCAGACCUCGUGCUCUGGGUCCCAGCGCUCUCUGAGAGCACGCCGAGAAAAGUGAAAUUCAUGUCUGAGGACAGGUCACCGGGGCAGGAUGGAGAGCUUGGGCUUGCAAGCAGUGACCCUUAGUGAUGGGACGACAGCCUACAUUCAGCAGGCUGUCAAAGGUGAAAAGCUGAUCGAAGGACAAGUCAUCGAACUUGAAGAUGGGACCACAGCUUAUAUCCAUCAGGUGACGGUUCAGAAAGAGCCUGUAUCUUUUGAAGAUGGACAGCCGGUCGUGUUGGAAGAUGGCAGCAUGGCCUACAUACAGAACGCACCUAAAGAAAGUUAUGACUCCAGCACUUUUGAGGCUGUCCAGCUAGAAGAUGGUUCCACCGCCUACAUACAUCGUCCUGUCAUCGUGCCCCCUGGCAGCACCAUCCUGGAAGUGCAGGCAGGAGCUGGGCUGGAGGAGUUAGCUGGAGAGGAGGAAGAUGAUGCCUUUGAUGCCAAGACCGUUCACGCAUUAAAGCAGUACGCCAGCAAGGUGUCGGACGAGGAAGGAGAGGGAGUAACCGAUGCUUGUCACGUGGAGAGCGAGGAGCCCAGCGAUGUCCCUUCUCAGGACUUGCAGGAGGAAGAAGUGCACGGCAGGGAGAAGGGGCAGCAGGCUGGCGCUAGAGCUUUCCGUUGCGGGUACAAAGGCUGCGGCCGCCUCUAUACCACAGCCCACCACCUGAAGGUACAUGAACGUGCUCAUACGGGUGACCGGCCGUAUAUGUGCGACUUCCCAGGCUGCGGGAAAGCAUUUGCUACAGGGUACGGGCUGAAGAGCCACGUGAGAACACACACCGGUGAGAAACCGUACAAGUGUCCAGAAGACAUGUGCAGCAAAGCCUUCAAAACUUCUGGGGAUCUGCAGAAACACAUCCGCACACACACAGGUGAGCGUCCCUUCAAGUGCCCGUUUGAGGGCUGUGGCCGCUCGUUUACCACCUCCAACAUCUGCAAGGUUCACAUCCGAACGCACACGGGCGAGCGUCCGUACAUGUGUCCAGAGCCCAACUGCAGGAGGGGCUUCAGCAGCGCCACCAAUUACAAGAACCACAUGAGAAUCCACACAGGGGAGAAGCCGUACGUCUGCACCGUGCCGGGCUGCGGAAAGCGCUUCACGGAGUACUCCAGCCUUUACAAGCACCACGUGGUGCACACGCGCUGCAAGCCCUACACCUGCAAGAGCUGUGGGAAGACCUACCGCCAGACCUCCACGCUGGCCACGCACAAACGCAGCAGCCACGGCGAGCUGGAGGCCACGGAGGAGAGCGAGCAGGGCCUGUACGAAGAGCAGCAGCUGGAGGCUGCUUCUGAGGAAGGCUCCCCCACGAAGACCCAGCACAUUGCUUUCCUGUCAGAGAUGGAGGAAGAUGAGGAUGAAGAGGAAGAUGAUGAUAUGACCGCACAGGUCUCGCUGAUCUCUCCGGGUGGGACAGAGCAGGUCACUUUGUCACAGGAAGACCUGCAGGCCCUGGGCAGCGCAAUCAGCGUGGUGACGCAAAGCGGGGCCUUCGCUGUGCCUGAGGAAGAGCUCGUGGGUGAUGACACACACACCGUGACCGUGGUCAACGCUGACGGCACCAAAACGCAGCCGGUCACCAUUGUCACUUCGGGGGCAGUCGUGUCCGAAGAGUCAGCCGUGGCAUCCCUCUGCCAUCAGCAGGUGGCAUUGCUGGCGACCGCCAACGGCACGCAUAUCGCCGUGCAGUUAGAAGAGCAGCAGAGCCUGGAGGACGCCAUCAGCAUGGCAGCAGCAGCAAUCCAGCACGAACCCGUAACACUCGACGCAGCCGUGUCUGAAAACGGGUGCUGAGACCCCGAAGAGCCUCCGGGGUGGGGAAAGCAGGCGGCCCGAGCCCGUUUCUCCACGGGGGCAUCGAGAUCUGCAGGAACUGGGCCAGCUGGCACACGGAAGACGGGUGGUACCCGAGGGCAGGAAGGUGUCUGAGGCCAGCCAAACGUGGCUGGUGUGUGCACCGUGCAGGGUGAUCCUGCUGGAAGGGCUCUUCACGGAGCGGUGUCCAAGAUCCCGGCUGCUGCCUUCUGCUGGAGGCUCUGCUGUUUUUUUCCUGGGCUCUGAGCAGCAAUUUUACUGCUCCCUGCCUCGGAUGCUGCUUCCCUCUGUCUGGAGACAGCGGGUUGUGUCUUCUGUUACUCGCUUCUUCAUGGCUAAGUUUUCCAACACCUGCCAGUCUCCCGCAGUAGAUACGGAGCUGCGGAGAUUUCAUCAGUCUCUGGGAGAGCCAAAUGUUUUUGGGGUGGCGUUUCCUUUCCCCUCCCUCCAGAAAUGGCCCAACAGCUCCCCUUUUCCGCCAGCCCUUCCAUGAAAGGGGCAAGGGGGCAGCAAAUGGCACAGAAGCAACAAAGCCUCGUCUGCGAGCCCAGGCUGUCCUGGGCCGGGUGUUAGUGUGAGGACCCUACCCUGAGGCUGGAAAUCGGUGUUCCCAGGGCUGCGCACGGAGCAGGCGCCCAGGUGUGACAGGAGUUCUCCCAUCUUUUUACCACGCUUCUCUCUGCUCUGGAGCAAAUUUCAGUGGCAGGCUCAGCGCCAUGGAGCAGAAUGAGGCGAACCGACACUUGUUGGGCGCUGAGCUAGGUUUGGAUGUAAUUGGAAAUUAAAUAAAAUAAAAGUUAUUUUUA